AUGUCCGUCACCAUCUGCCAGUCCAUGGGCUUCGUGGUGUCAGCCCUGGGCAUCGGGGGCAUCAUUGCAUCAACCUGUAUGGACCAGUGGAGCACCCAGGACUUGUACAACAACCCGGUGACCGCCGUGUUCAACUACCAGGGCCUGUGGCGCACCUGCGUCCGCGAGAGCUCCGGCUUCACGGAAUGCCGCGGGUACUUCACCAUCCUGGGCCUGCCAGCCAUGUUCCAGGCAGUGAGGGCCCUCAUGGUCGUGGGCAUCGUCCUGGGCAUCCUCGGCCUCCUCGUGUGCGUCUUUGCCCUGAAAUGCAUCCGCAUCGGGACCAUGGAGGACUCUGCAAAAGCCAACAUGACUCUGACCUCUGGCAUCAUGUUCAUCGUUGCUGGCCUGUGUGCCAUCACCGGUGUGUCUGUGUUUGCCAACAUGCUGGUCACAAACUUCUGGAUGUCCACCACCAACAUGUACCAGGGCAUGCAGAACAUCCAGAACAGGUACACCUUUGGCUCAGCCCUCUUCGUCGGAUGGGUGGCCGGUGGCCUGGCCCUCGUGGGAGGCAUCAUGAUGUGCCUGGCUUGCAGAGGGCUUAUUCCAGAGGAGUCCCGUUACAAAGCCGUGUCCUACAACGCCUCAGGACGGAACAUCUCCUACCGAACGGGGCCCUACAAGGGGUAUGAGCCUGACACAAAAGCCAGGAAGGGCCCGGGGUAUGAAGAAGCUCCUCGGAGUGAGGAUGGAAGACGUUCCUACCCUUCCAAAUACGACUAUGUCUAG
Molecule: messenger RNA, 771 nt
Organism: Myiozetetes cayanensis
Lineage: Eukaryota; Metazoa; Chordata; Aves; Passeriformes; Tyrannidae
Gene: CLDN18
Product: claudin 18
Exons: 5
Coding region: 1-771 (256 amino acids)
Biological process (GO): cell adhesion; bicellular tight junction assembly
Cellular component (GO): bicellular tight junction; plasma membrane
Molecular function (GO): structural molecule activity
Source: RefSeq, a predicted model, not a curated record